AUGCUCGAGGAAACGGAUAAGAAGAUCAUGGCCUCUAACGUGGUGGAUGGCAAUUUCAGCGGCGCAAAUAUUUAUUGUGUUGCAAUACCCGAUAUUCGGAUUAAGCUCGAGGCUCCUCUCAUGCGUACACUAACAUUUCCCGACGACUUGACUCGGAAGGAGCUUGGUGUUAUUCAGCUCACAGCACAGUUUGUGGCUCGUUAUGGGAAUUAUUUUCUGCUGGCUUUGGUGAAGAAAACAGUCAAGGAUCCUCAGUUUGGCUUCAUGAGGUCACCUGAUCAUAAAUGGUUCCGUUUCUUCAAUGAGCUUCUCUCUGAGUAUGGUGAAGUAACGUUCCCAUGCAAUGGUUUGAAAGGAUUGUCGGGAGAGAAAGCCAGCGCUUUCUUCGAGACUCUUCUCAAGGGUUUGUUCACUUUUCUUGCGUGGCAGGAAGAAAAGGACGUGAUAUUCAAGAUGACCAUGGUUGAAUAUGUUUGGAUGGAGUUGAACAAGGGUCCGCUCAGGGUUCCUCACAAGCUUGCAUUAGCAUAUCCCAAAGAUAUGAGUCGUGAGGAGCUCGGUGUUGUUGAUCUCACAGCACAGUUUGUGGCUCGUUAUGGUGAUAGUUUUCUGUCGGAUUUGAUGAAGCGAACAGUCAAGGAUCGUAAGUUUGACUUUAUGAAUUGUUGUAAUAGAUGGUUCGGUUUUUUCUCUGAGCUUCACGAUGAGUAUUGUCGUAAGAUAGUCCUUUGGGAAGAUUUGAAACGAAUGUCGGGAGACAAGGCCAGCGUUUUUAUCGAGACUCUUGUUCAGGCGUUGUUCACUUGUCUUGAGUGGCAGAAAGAAAAGGACGUGAUAUUCAAGAUGACCAUGUCUGAUUGGUUUUCGAUUGAGUGGGAAUCACCUGAGGAACCAGAGCCAAAGAGACAAAAGUUUGAUGAGUCAGCCCUUGUUGCGGGUUCGUCAUCAGUUGAGGACAAGACUGGUGCUCCAAACUCCAGCAAACCAAGAGAAGUGAAGUUUUAA
Messenger RNA from Microthlaspi erraticum, 1005 nucleotides. The record is from the annotation of a GenBank genome assembly. Lineage: Eukaryota; Viridiplantae; Streptophyta; Magnoliopsida; Brassicales; Brassicaceae.